GUGCUAUUAAGCAUUUUUUUAUCAAGUCGUUACCAAGAUACUCCAGAAUAUCUAACCUUACAAACACAUUUCCGAGUUUGUCAUAAAAUGAUGGCUGAAUAGCGGAUCUCAUGUUGAUGCGGCCAACUUGUGUCGCCAUUAUGACAUAACCCAGACACCUCAUCGAGGAAUCACGGAUUGCUCUAUAACAACUCAUCCCACAAUGUACUCCACCAUUCAAACUUGUCUUCCCGAAUAGAAUAAAACAUCAGCUAAUUAUUUACUUACCAUGUCGUCGCGUCGAACCACCGAUCCUCACCGACCAGUCCGCCCUCCGAUCCCCAUGGGAACAUGGGUCCUUUAUGGCUGCGGCGCAGGACUGCUCGGUGUAGCCGCAAUGACCGUCGGAGAAAAGAUUGAACAAUUCUUUACUGGCCGGCCCAACUCCUAUGUCCCCGGCCACACGCUGGAGCGACUACUGGCUUUGCCUCCCCGGCCGGACAACGAACGCUGGGGAUUGAACAUGGCCAUGCAUUACGGGCAGGGUGCAGUUGCGGCCGUCAUUCGAGCAUUCAUGAGCAUCAACGGUAUUCGAGGACCGUUUGCCGACUUUAUGUUCGUCGGCGUCCGGUUGACGAUUGAUCAGACGCUGGAGAAUUGGACGGGAGUCGGCGCUCCUCCAUGGACGUGGCCAGUCAAUGAGCAAGUUAUCGAUGUGCUGCACAAGGCAGUUUAUGCUUUUGUGACUGGGUACUUGACAGACCGAUGGCUGCAAUGAGAUAUUUAUCUGAGUCGAAUUGCGUGUACUUGUACUGCUCAAGGGGCCAACACUAUAUGAGUUUAUUAUCUCUGAAUGAAUCCGUUGACGCGAAGGCCUGGAUAUGUACUAAUAAGACUCAUGGACCCAUCUGUACUUACACUAUGAGUGAGUCUAUGACCUUCGAUUGGUCAGCCUUAUGUCAACAGUGUUGAAGCACG
Molecule: messenger RNA, 957 nt
Organism: Aspergillus novofumigatus IBT 16806
Lineage: Eukaryota; Fungi; Ascomycota; Eurotiomycetes; Eurotiales; Aspergillaceae
Exons: 3
Coding region: 269-757 (162 amino acids)
Source: RefSeq, a predicted model, not a curated record